UGGCUGGCUGAAAUGGCGAAUUUCCAUGUCAGUUCACGUUCGAUAUUUGUGUUGUUUGGUAGCGGCAAUCGGGCGACCGUCCAAGCGCCUUAAAAACGAACCGAGCGCGUCGCGCUUAUUCCCAAAAAUCGUUCUCAAAAAUACCACCCAGCGAGUGUGUGUGAGUGCGCGAUUUGGCUAUGAUGUGUGGCUGUGUGCGUAUUGAAGUUGUUGCAUUGACAAGGAGCGACCAAAAACAACGCCCAGAUAAGUAGGCAACGGAUAUAUCAACUUCUUCUGACCUACUCAAGAAAAUAUAACGAAGCUAAAAGGCAGCGAGCAACGACGGAAUUCGCAAGGAGCCAAGCGAAAAUUUAAGUUGUUGUGCCAGUGUGUGUGGCUGUGCUCAAGUGUGCGUGUGUGUGAGGCGCCAACUUGCCCCGGCAGAAAAAUAUAAAUAAAAAGUCAGCCAAAUGGCAGCCCAAAGGCACAAAAAGUGAAAAGCAUAUCCCACAGAAAGAAAGAAAUAUUCAAGAAAAUUAAAUUCUCCAGUGAAGUGUGACGGAACGAAAAGCCAUUCCGGAGAAAGUACGUACAUUUUGCAAAUCAAAGCAGGGCACUAGGAUCCGGUCUGGACUAUUAAACGCAUAAUCCGCGAUGGAAGGACGCCAACUGGAGCCCCAGCAGCAGUCGGCCAGCGCCUUGUGUUCCUUCUCCGAAUCCUGUUCAUCGCUGAGUACCUGAACGUCUCCGAGGAGAAUGUCAGCUUGCAUGACAAUUGUAGCGUGCCGGCAUUCAGAAAACGCAGCAGCAGCAGCAGCAGCAGCAGACGACGCGACUGAGCGAGCAGUACGUGAAGUGAUUCUCGAGAAGGAGCGGGAGUAGGACGAACAGGACGCGCUGCGGCAGGAGCAAGAACAUCCCACACCCGACUUCCAGCGCACAUGCACGACGGGAGGGCUUAGCACCUGCACUCGAGCCGCAGACAGCAGAAGAGCCAACGCACGGAAUAAUUGUCUGAAACUGCCAUAUAAUAUUUUGCACAAGCCCAACAGAGUAUCGCUGUAAAGUAAAAUUGUAUACGGGAGGCAAAAAGCGAAAAUACUUGCUGAAACAAGCAAAGCGGAAACCAGGCCACGCCACAAACAGCUACUUGUGGUCAAUUAUACAAGGGCAGAGCGGAAAAAAGAUAAAACACCAGUCGGACAUCAAGUUGUCGAAAAAACACCGACAACAUUGCGACGUGGCCAUUUUGACCAAUAAUAAUAAUGGUUAUGCUGCUCUCCAAUCGACAACUCCCGCCAUCAGCAGCAACGAGAACGCGGCGGAAAGUGCCGCCCACGGGGAGGAGGUCGGGGUGGGCGUGGUCAUCUCUGCUGGCUCUGGUCCUCCUGGACAUAUAUGUGUCCCGAUGCUCGGCAGCCGGCAUUAGCUAUAGCAGCAACAGCGGCAACCUGAGCACUUCGCAAAAGAGUCCCGCGUCGGUGAAUAAUGGCGGACUCGUGCUGAUCGGCUCCAGCAGCGCCACUUCCAGUUCCGUGCCCUCAUUAUCCCUCACUUCUUCAUCGUCGGCGGGCUUGUCGUCCCCCGGCAGCAGCUCAUCCUCCUCCUCAUCCGCCACGAGCAGCAGCGGAUCCAAUGGCAGCCGCAGUGGAAGACCCACUAGCAAUACCAGCAACUCGAACUCGAACUCCAACUACAGCCCGAACCAUGAUCAAUUACCCGCCCAGCUCUCCUCGCGGAUUAUCAACACACGCAAUGGCGCCAUAUCGGGCGUAAUUGUCCAAUUAGACGGAAGGCACUUGGAUCCGGUGGAGGCGUACCGGGGAAUACCCUACGCCUCGCCGCCGGUCGGCAAUUUGAGAUUCAUGCCGCCCGUCUCCGCGGCCAUGUGGUCAGGUGUCAAAAAGGCGGACAGAUUCAGCCCGGUUUGCCCGCAGAGAUUGCCGGACAUUCACAACGAGACGGCGGCCCUGGAACGGAUGCCCAAGGGCAGACUGGAGUAUCUGAAGCGAUUGCUGCCCUAUCUGCAGAAUCAAUCAGAGGACUGCCUCUAUCUAAAUAUUUAUGUGCCCAUACAAGCUAAAACCGAGAAAAAUGACACGACCAUGUCGGGGGACUGA
Molecule: messenger RNA, 2102 nt
Organism: Drosophila erecta
Lineage: Eukaryota; Metazoa; Arthropoda; Insecta; Diptera; Drosophilidae
Product: acetylcholinesterase-like
Exons: 5
Coding region: 1248-2102 (284 amino acids)
Biological process (GO): chemical synaptic transmission; postsynaptic membrane assembly; neuron cell-cell adhesion
Cellular component (GO): synapse; postsynaptic membrane; cell surface
Molecular function (GO): neurexin family protein binding; signaling receptor activity
Source: RefSeq, a predicted model, not a curated record